CGCUUUAUGAUCACUGCACUGUCAUUUAUUGCAUUGAUGUUACAAAAGUCUUUUUUGUUUGCCAUUUUCACAAGCUUUUCGAAUUCACAACUUCUUCGUCUAAAGCCUGUUGUGAAUGUUAUCUAUUUAUAUUUGUUGAAGCAUUGGAAAAAUUAAUUUACCCCCCGCGAUUCAUUCUAUUUCAUUUUAUAUGGACAAUCCAACGAUUACAGAUGAGGUGACAAAUGUUCUUGAAAUGCGGAACAGGUCGAUUGGCUUCAUAUUUUUAUCAGUACUGGUGUGGGGGUUCAUCACAUAUUUUUUAUUUCUCGCUCGGCCGGUUGGAAAAGAAGACCAGAAGGAACAUGCUUUAUCUCAUCAAAUUGACACAUUGAAGAAACAAGUGAAGCAGCAAAUAUCAGACAACCAACUGCUCCUAGAGAAGAUUAUUGAACAAGGCCAAAAAAAACUUGAUGAGAAUGGUGUAACUGACUCGACCCAAGCAGAAGUGGAAGGCAAAGCUCACACCGUUGGCAGAAAUGACAUCAAAUAUUCUGGUGAUGAAUACGGUAAGAAGGCGAUCAGCAAGGGUGAAGGCAUACAGGUUUCACCGGGGCACAACCUGAAAAGUCGGGAAACAUCGCCACUGGAGAAAUUACGAGCUCUCGCAGCGUUCAAACCGACGAAUGGAGCACCAGUAAUCCCGGUUAUUGUGUUCUCAUGCAAUCGGGUAACCGUCGGGAGGUGUCUCGACCAGCUGAUAAAAUUACGUCCAAGUGCAGAACAAUUUCCGAUAAUUGUUUCACAGGAUUGUAAUCAUCAGCAAACGUCGGAUGUUAUUAGAUCUUAUGGAGAAAAAGUCGUACAUAUUCAGCAACCUGAUCAAUCCGACAUAGAUAUUCCGCCCCGAGAGAAAAAAUUCAAAGGAUACUUCAAAAUAGCGCGUCACUACGGAUGGGCCUUAAAUCGAGUUUUUCUCGAGAUUGGUUUCGAAACAGCAAUAAUCGUAGAGGAUGACUUGGACAUUGCACCCGAUUUUUUUGAGUACUUCUUAGGCACUUAUCCACUAUUGAUCGCUGAUAAAUCACUGUGGUGUAUCUCAGCCUGGAACGAUAAUGGAAAAUUGACUUUAGUUGACCCUAGUGCACCCGAAUUAUUAUACCGAACCGAUUUCUUCCCGGGUUUAGGAUGGAUGCUCACCAAAGCGUUGUGGCUGGAAUUGUCACCGAAAUGGCCGAAGGCGUAUUGGGACGAUUGGAUUCGUCAGCCAGAGCAACGUAAAGAUAGGGCUUGCAUCAGACCCGAAUUAUCCAGAACCAGAACGUUUGGAAAAAUUGGUGUUAGCAAUGGAUUGUUUUAUGAAAAACAUCUCAAGUUCAUAAAACUGAAUGAUCAAAGUGUGCCUUUUACUAAAAUGAAUUUAACGUAUUUAUUGAAGAGCAAUUACGACAUCGAUUUUAUGAAUGGUGUUUAUCAAGCGACAGUAGUGAAGGUUCCAGAUUUAAAGGGCGGUAAUAUUAUUGCUUCCGGUCCAGUGAGAAUUCCUUAUUUUCAUCGUAUAUCGUACAAGACUUCUGCCAAGAUGCUUGGUCUUAUGGAUGAUUUCCGAAGUGGGGUCCCGAGAACUGGUUAUCGCGGAGUUGUAACAUUUUUCUACAACAAUCGACGUGUUCAUCUAGCACCCAACAAAGACUGGAAUGGGUACGACAUAACAUGGAGCUAACAUCUAAAAUACAUUUUUCUAAAUGUUUUGUAGUAAAUUUUUGAUUGUCUGGAUUUAUUUUGAUUACCACCUGAUGAGACUUACCGAAGGCCAAAAUACAAAGUCUACCAAGAUGCGAAUAGGAAAGGAUAAUGUAGUCGAUUAAAACCAUUUAAUCGUGUUUAUGUUUGUUGACCAAACCUUGAGAUCAGUCUAUCGAAUAAUUUUUUGCAUAGAUAAUUGAUUAUGUAUAACUGUCCGAGUGAAGAGGGGCGCAAUAGACCGAAUGUUUUCACUAACAAAGAUGCGAUUUGUAUGCUGUGCAUUGAUUUCUUUAUUAUCGCCUAAAGACUGUUAUGGUUUUAUAAAACUAACUAGAGGAGUUUAACGUAAAAAAGUGUAGACCUCAGUUGAAACGAAGCAUAAAAUAAUAAGGAUGUUUGGAGAGUAAUAAAGAAAUUUCCUUCAACCAGAAUGAUAUUAGUACCUGGUAUAAUUUUUUCCGGAUAGACCGCGAAUGAAAGAAAAUUGUUACACUGUCGUGAUGAGAAAAUACUACCUCCCAAUUCUAAAUCCCGAGAAGAGUAUUCGUAGGGAUGCUGACACUGACGUAAUUCCAGUUGAGAUAUGAGAAAAUAGAAUGCUCUACUUAGUACAUAAAAAUGCACUACUCAAUUUUAAAAAAUGCAUAUUCAUAUUGUUCAUCUGUUGGGGCAUUUCUCUUAAAUAAGAAAAAAUUCAGUGCUUUUGUAUUCGUGAAUUAAUCGAUUAGCGUUAAAAAUUAAGGAGCAGUAUUUUCAACGUGCAAUGAUAGUGAAUUAAAAAUGUUGUACAAAUAAUAGAAAAUAUAAAUCGACUUUCCAGUGAUA
Molecule: messenger RNA, 2550 nt
Organism: Diachasmimorpha longicaudata
Lineage: Eukaryota; Metazoa; Arthropoda; Insecta; Hymenoptera; Braconidae
Gene: Mgat1
Product: alpha-1,3-mannosyl-glycoprotein 2-beta-N-acetylglucosaminyltransferase
Exons: 8
Coding region: 191-1702 (503 amino acids)
Biological process (GO): protein N-linked glycosylation
Cellular component (GO): Golgi apparatus
Molecular function (GO): alpha-1,3-mannosylglycoprotein 2-beta-N-acetylglucosaminyltransferase activity
Source: RefSeq, a predicted model, not a curated record